Molecule: messenger RNA, 1420 nt
Organism: Brienomyrus brachyistius
Lineage: Eukaryota; Metazoa; Chordata; Actinopteri; Osteoglossiformes; Mormyridae
Product: eukaryotic translation initiation factor 2 subunit 2-like
Exons: 9
Coding region: 169-1161 (330 amino acids)
Biological process (GO): formation of translation preinitiation complex; translational initiation; formation of cytoplasmic translation initiation complex
Cellular component (GO): eukaryotic translation initiation factor 2 complex
Molecular function (GO): mRNA binding; translation initiation factor activity; translation initiation factor binding
Source: RefSeq, a predicted model, not a curated record
UUUUAACUUUAACGUUUGAGGAAAAAGCACGCGCGUGCUAAGCGAGAGUGUGCGGGAGGACCCACUCCUAAGGCAAGAAGUGGUGCCUCGCUGACGGUGAACGAGAGAAGUAGAGAAAGUCGUUAUCUAAAUAAAAUUAACGAAAAGCUUCUCCUGUAGUCGGCAAGCAUGUCGGGGGACGAGAUGAUAUUUGAUCCCAGUAUGACCAAGAAGAAAAAGAAAAAGAAGAAGCCUUUCUUGGUGGAAGACGAAGGGGCUGAGACUUUUAAUGAGGAUGCCCCACAGCCUGAAGUCAAGGAGGCAGAGUUUGAUGGUGGUGAUGACCGGGAGGUUGACUUAGAAGAAGACGAAGGGAAGAAGAAAGAGCUAUCUGAUGAUCUGGAUGACUUGAACUUCUUCAAUCAGAAAAAGAAAAAAAAGAAACCGAAGAAGGUAUUCGACAAUGACCUAGAAGAGGAGUUAAAGGAGCUGAAAAUUGAUGGAGAACAGCCAGAAAUGCCAGAGAAGGAUGACCUGGACAUUGUGCUGCAAACAAAAAAGUCAAAGAAAGUUGAAUUUCAAGAGGAGGGUGAGAAACUGGAACAGGAUGAAGCGAUGGAGGAUGAUGAACGGAAAGGCAAUGAUGGUAUUACAUUUGGCACUCCAGCUGGGCCCACCUGGGCAGGGACUGAGAGGGACUAUACAUAUGAUGAGCUCUUGAACCGAGUCUUCAACAUCAUGCGGGAGAAGAAUCCAGACAUGGUAGCUGGAGAAAAGAGGAAGUUUGUUAUGAAGCCACCACAGGUGGUCAGAGUUGGCACCAAGAAGACAUCAUUUGUGAACUUCACUGAUAUUUGUAAACUGCUGCAUCGACAGCCCAAGCAUCUGCUUGCAUUCUUGCUGGCGGAGUUGGGGACAAGUGGAUCCAUCGAUGGAAAUAACCAACUUGUAAUCAAAGGAAGAUUCCAACAAAAACAGAUAGAAAAUGUGCUGCGUAGAUACAUCAAAGAGUAUGUGACCUGCCACACCUGCCGCUCCCCAGAGACCAUUUUGCAGAAAGACACCCGGCUGUAUUUCCUGCAGUGUGAAACCUGUCACUCCCGCUGCUCCGUGGCCAGCAUCAAGACAGGCUUCCAGGCUGUCACGGGCAAGAGGGCGCAGCUGCGUGCCAAGGCCAAUUAGUGCCUCCUUUGCUUUAUAACUGGGAGAAGUUCUGGCUGCCUGAACUCUGAACUGAAGGACGGCGUCUUUGGGGGUGUGGCCCGUCCUUUAAAAAAAAAGUCAUUCAAGUUGGCUGGCUGUGUUUUCCACUAAUGCUGAGUGAUGUCACUCUCCUCGGCUGUUUCUUCUUCUUCCUGUAUUUGUAUCUACUCCAUCCCAUGUUUUUUUUAUUUUUGUGAACCGCUGAUUAAAGCAGUAUCGCAUUUAUUUAAAAAGCUCA